AUGUUGGCGGCAGUGAAAGAAUACGUUGCUUUCCAUCCCCAGGCUAAUGGGAUGAUUGAACGCACCAACCGAGUGGUGAAGAAUGCCUUGGCAACACUUUUGGAAGCAUCUCCCUUAGAAUGGGAUGAACUUUUGCCAUAUGUUCGUUUUGCCAUGGACAGUGCAAUACACCGCUCAGUGGGUGAUCAACCUCUCUACUUGCUGACUGGACAUGUUGGCACCUAUCCUGUUGGCAAUAGCAAUUAUGAGGAGACUGAUCAUGAAGCAGCACAGUCUUUUGCUGCUAGGUUAAGGAGGGCUAGAUUGCCGUUGAGACGUCAGUGCAGGCCAGAGAAGGUUGGGCCCGGGAUUAUAAUCGGCGAACCCGAAAGUCCACCUUUGCUGCUGAGGUCGGUGAUUUAG
This is a messenger RNA of Penaeus indicus, 402 nucleotides long. RefSeq lists its product as uncharacterized. NCBI's taxonomy places the organism in Eukaryota, Metazoa, Arthropoda, Malacostraca, Decapoda, Penaeidae. Gene Ontology annotation, biological process: DNA integration. Gene Ontology annotation, molecular function: nucleic acid binding. The coding region runs from base 1 to 402 and encodes 133 amino acids. The record is from RefSeq and is a predicted model, not a curated record. The transcript is spliced from 2 exons.